Messenger RNA from Rotaria sp. Silwood2, 477 nucleotides. Lineage: Eukaryota; Metazoa; Rotifera; Eurotatoria; Philodinida; Philodinidae. The record is from the annotation of a GenBank genome assembly.
AUGCAAGUUGAUCAAUCUCUUAGUAAUCGGCAAUCAAGAAAAACUCCUAAAGAUUCUUCUGCAUCUGGUGUUAAAAAUGGAGGUAUAUCUCGACGACGAUCUAUUGCAAGUUCUCGUUAUUCAAGAAGCUCAAAAAUACAGUCAACAAAAGCAACAUCACAACGAUCAAAAAGUAAUUUAUGUGAACAUAUACAAAUUAAUGAUGAAGAUGAUGGUGAUAAUGUAGGUCAAGCUAUUGAACAAUUAAACAUAUCGUCUACUUCAAUCGCUACGGAUAAUAUGGAUGUAUCACCCCAGCACCAUGAUGAUCAUUCAGUCACUUCCAUUGAUAAUAACAAUCAAAAUGAACGACCAAUAAAAAAACAUGAACUAUUAAAUCAAUAUUUUACGAAACUUAAUACCCGUGGUUAUUACUAUAAACUAUGCGAUGGUACUAAAAAGUCUCACAGGGUGCGUUUAUAUGCUCUUACAUCAUAG